CAAAAGUUUUUUCACAAACUACAGAUAAGGUUGGGCUUGAUUUUAAGUGAAAUCACAUAUAUUUCUGUGUCAUCUCUUAAAUAUAAGUAAGUUGAUCAUACUAUCUGUUCUGUAAUUGGUUAUUUAGUUAGUGAUUUAGUGACUGUUUACAUAGAUAAGUGUGCGUGCAUUUCAGUGGAUUACCUAUAAUGCUGCUGUACAUAUAUAUCUUGUUAUUUAUAACAAAUGUAAAGGGAUCAGGAAGAACUCUUCAAUGCUUCCAGAAUGUUUACAGUAUAGCCAGUUUUAUUGGUCCGCAGUAUUCUGGAAAUGUGUAUUUCACAAAGCAUGGCUCAAGUCUCACAGUAACUGGAUAUUUAUCAGGUUUUCCGCGAAAUAAAUGGUUGGGUGUUCAUAUACAUGAAUAUGGUGCAUUAGGUAAUAAAUGUAAUGACGCCGGACCACAUUUUAAUCCGUUUAACAGUGACCAUGGUGGACUAACAGGUUCGCCAAGACAUCCUGGAGAUUUUGGAAAUCAUUAUGUCGAUCAAAAUGGUAUUUUGACUCUUGAUUUCGAUGUUGAUAUUUCUUCUAUUACUAAAUUUAAUGGAUUUCUUGGAAGAGCACUGGUUAUCCAUGAGAAAGAAGAUGACUUAGGCAGAAUGGAUGAUGAUGGAAGUCGCAAGACAGGCAAUUCCGGCAAACGUUUGACAUGUGCUGUAGUUGGUGUUUGGAAAGCUCCAUAAACUAAUUUUGGAUCAUUUUUCAUAUUUAUUUACAGUAAGACAAAUUCAAAACGAAUUGUUAUUUACCUAAAUCUUAUUCUAUCAAACUCUAGUGAUAUAUGGUUUUAAAAGUUUUUGUGUUGGUUCAUUCAUUUUUUGAGCAAAUCCAACUAGUAAUAAACGUUGGACAGUUGAUAGUAGCAAUAAAGUUAUUCCUAGUUUUAUUACACAUUAUUUAUGGUUGGUCUAGGGUUAGUGAGUACUGUGGAAGUAUUGAUAUUAUAUUCAUUUUGUUUCAGUUGUACUAUUUAAACUUGGAUUAAUUUUGAUUUGGUUAUUUUUUUCUGAAGAAGUGACUUACACUGAGUCACGAAACGUCAAAAAAUUUAAUUCUUCUACUCAUUGAGAUAUUACAAAUAUAUUAAUUUAUUUAUAACUCAUAUUACUGUUUUAAACUAUUUAGUAUGCAUCAUUUCCAAUUCUUAGAUGAAAAGCUGCUUCCUAAAAAUACUUUCUAGUAUUGUGAAUCAUUUCAAGUCACAUUUUUACUCAACGUGUUUUCAUAUUUUCAAUAAAAUUAGUUCAAUGUGACUUGUCUUUCAAAAACUGAACUCUGUAAAAAGAAACAAAAGACCACCUACUUCUAUAGCAUUCAAAGACGAUACCAUGAAAGAAGCUUAAAAUAAGUUAUUUGUUUAAUAUCAAUUGAAGUUCUUAUAGAGAUCCUGUUUAUUUUUAUUGAUUACUUUACGUGUAAAUAGUUAGAAACUUUAGAUGAACGGCUUGAUCAUAAAUUAUUGAUCUAACAAGGAAUUCAGCACAAAAAGACAUAUCUAGAUGUGUAACUGUAUUAAGGUAUCAAUGGAUGUGCAUAAUUACUGUUUUUUGUAAUUUAAUCUUAACG
This is a messenger RNA of Schistosoma haematobium, 1608 nucleotides long. RefSeq lists its product as uncharacterized. The transcript is spliced from 4 exons. Lineage: Eukaryota; Metazoa; Platyhelminthes; Trematoda; Strigeidida; Schistosomatidae. Gene Ontology annotation, biological process: removal of superoxide radicals. Bases 189 to 725 code for a protein of 178 amino acids. The record is from RefSeq and is a predicted model, not a curated record. Gene Ontology annotation, molecular function: copper ion binding; superoxide dismutase activity.